This is a messenger RNA of Prorocentrum cordatum, 1095 nucleotides long. The record is from the annotation of a GenBank genome assembly. NCBI's taxonomy places the organism in Eukaryota, Dinophyceae, Prorocentrales, Prorocentraceae.
AUGUGUCCUCUUCAGCGCGCCCGACCCCGCGCAGGCGCAGACGCAGCCGCGACGCCGUCCUCGUCCCCCUCGCGUCCGAGGCCCUGCCCGUUCAUCCGAGGCGAGCUGGCGCAGCUGCCGCGCGGGCGGGUCAACUACACGCUGCGCGGGCCCGCGGGGGCGCCGCUCGUGGCUUGCGUCCACGGCCUGCACGGGUCGCUGUCCACCUUCGCCUCCCUCGAGCCGCAGCUCGUGGCGUUCGGCUUCCGGGUGCUCGCCUUCGACCUCUACGGCUUCGGGCUCAGCGCGGCGCCGCGGGGGCUGCUGGACCACCGCGGGUACGCCGAGCAGCUGGCCUCGCUGCUGGACGCGCUGGUGGGCUCCCAGGAGCCCGUCCUGCUGCUGGGCUUCAGCAUGGGCGGCCUCGUGGCCGUGGAGUUCGCGAGCCGCUGGCCGCAGCGGGUCCGGCGGCUGCUGCUGGUGGCCCCAGCGGGCCUGCUGUCGAGGGAGGACGCGCCGUGCCAGCUGCUGCUGAGGUGCCUCCGCGGGCGCUGCGGCUGCUGCCUGCAGCACCUGGCUGCGGGCCUCAUGUGCUGCUGCGGCUGCGUCGUGGCCCGGGUGCUCUCCGGGGACCGCCACGCCAGGACCUUCGAGCCAGACGUGCGCGAGCCCGAGAAGUUCACGGAGCACAGCCAGAGGACCCUGGCGCAGUUCCGGUGGGACGUGAGGCGUUCGGUCAACUCGUACUUGCGCGUCCUGAGGCUCAUGCCGCUCUGGGAGGGCGACUCCGAGGAGCUGUACGCGUGGCUGGCCGGGAGCGGGGUGCCCGUGAUGUUCCUCUGGGGCGACGACGACCAGACGGUCCCCUGGUCCGACGCGGAGGAGGCCGUCGGGCGCCUUUUCGGCCCCGGCGGCGCCACGUCCUGCGUCCUGCUGCACGGCGCCGGGCACGGCAUGGUGCACGAGGACGCAUUCGAAGUGGCCAAGCACGCCGCUGCCUGGCUCGGGGACUCGCAGGACCCAGCCUGGAAGCAGUGCCUGCAGCGCUUUCUCGUUCCCAGGCCGGAGGAGGGCGAGCCCGGGGCCGCGGUCGUGGGCUCCCCGGCCGAAGUGUGA